GAUCGUGCUUUGCUUGCCCUUGCCCCCGUCCUCCCCCCCGUCUCCUCAUCAUCCUCCCCGCCGCCGCCGCUGCCGCCGCCGGCGGCUUCUCCAUCAAUAUCCUGCCCCGUCCCCCACCCCCACCCCCACCCCCACGACACACGCACCAACAGAUCAGCCGUCGAAACUUCAGUCAUGACUCCGCCCUCGCCUUCCCUUUUCCUCCUGGAUCCCUUCGUGGGCACGUAUCUCCCCGGCGGCGAAACAGCCGACAACAAGAAGACUUUGCUGUCCUCUGGAGCCAAGAGGGCGUUCGGGUUCCCUGCGGACCUCGAUUGCGAUGCGCUCAUGCGGGGCCUGGCGCUAGAAGCAGACCUUGCUGGUGCGCCAGAUCUGUCCCGCCUGACCCUCCGAGGCGUCCGCCCGUUCUCCACUUGUAUCCAUGCCGUCGACAAGAACCUGAUUAUCAUGAUAACUUCCUUUCCUCAAGUUUACCCCCGGGGUAUCUAUCUCAUCUACAACGCAAUUGACAGAUCGCUCCUCAUGAUCCCGUCUGCGCCCAGCACACCCCCUUCCGUCCUUACGUCCCGUGUUCUUGUGGCGCGCCGCCGGGACGACGACAUCAGCUCCUACGCCCUGGUCUUUCCCGGGACCGUCUACGACAUAGGCUGUCCUGGACGGCAGCCUGUUCUCUUCGUGUCGGGAUCCUCAUCUAAGUCUCAGUGGGAGAUUGCGAAGUUCACUAAUUUCCCCGACCAUCUGCUCGCUGAGAAAAGCUCUUUCCUUGCCGAAGAUGUGUUCUCCCACCGUGGCCGUGGUUACUGGGUGGAUCUCUUGCUUGGUGGCAUGUACUGUGACUGCGGUGAUGUGUUCUCCAGCCAGCGUUACAUGGACGCCCACUCCUUAGACCUCCCUGUGGGGUGCGAGAGAUACUUAGGCUGUAGAGAUUACAUACCAGAGCCGAGGGCCUUUCGAGCUGUGGGCUGUGUUGGGGACUCCAUCAAGUUUGUCUCCAUCACCGGCUUCCUUGAGCGUGUGGAUCUUGUGGAUGACCGCAUGGUGAGGGUCUGGAGACUCAAGGAAGAUAUGAGUUGGGAUGUAGACUACGAGCUCAAGCUGGGGAGCCUGCGUGAAGAGGGGGCUUUCAAAGGGAACCGCCUGCCGACCUCCAUGGCACCCAUGUACCCCUUCCUCAACAUACAGGAAGACCGUGUCAUAUACUUUGCACUGGGUGAGUACAUCUACCAGGACCCGGAGUUCUGCUUUCCAUCCACGCCAAGCUUUUGGGUCCGUGUUGAUAUGAGCAGCAAGACUUUCAACUGCACACCUCUCUCUCUGACGGAUGCCAGCAUUGGCUGUCUUCUUGCUCUCUCCGGCAAUGCUGAGGGCAAGCUUGCUUGGACUUCCCAGCCAAGCCAACUUCUGAAGCCAUGUCCUGUUAGUUAGGGAGGGGCAAUAUGGAAGCACCAGAUCAAGUAUCAGGAAUCAUGAAGUUUGGUUAUCUUUUUAUUUUGCCUAUUUCUAUUAACAAGAUGUUUAUCUGGCUCAAGUCAAUCCCUUGUUUAUUUGCUUUUGUUGGAGUGAGAAACUGUUGUGUUUGGCUGCAACUUGUCCCAUGAGAUUACUGUUUGAUGACAUUCUUGUGAGAUCCUUAUUCUCGUGCUUGUAUUAUCAUGGAUAUAGUUUCUAUCCUUA
Messenger RNA from Aegilops tauschii subsp. strangulata, 1674 nucleotides. RefSeq lists its product as uncharacterized. The record is from RefSeq and is a predicted model, not a curated record. NCBI's taxonomy places the organism in Eukaryota, Viridiplantae, Streptophyta, Magnoliopsida, Poales, Poaceae.